Boleophthalmus pectinirostris (great blue-spotted mudskipper) is the source of this 2729-nucleotide messenger RNA. RefSeq names its product zinc finger protein 668. NCBI's taxonomy places the organism in Eukaryota, Metazoa, Chordata, Actinopteri, Gobiiformes, Gobiidae. The transcript has 5 exons. Bases 168 to 2342 code for a protein of 724 amino acids. The record is from RefSeq and is a predicted model, not a curated record.
GGCACUGCAUUUGUUUUCCCCCUCUAGUGCUGCGGCUUCAUUUAGUUCUUUGUCAGGUCAGCCGCUGCUCCUACCCAGCCCGCCGUGGCUCUUAAUUGUGAAGUACGUAACAAGGCUAGCAUUAAACACGGAUUUCUAUAGAUGCAUUCCCAAAUUUGAAAGCAGCCAUGUCAAUUGAAUACACUCUUGACAUCCAGCUCACUGAGAUGGGAUUUCCAGACAUCGUCCAACCACAAGAAGCGUCAGUCGCAGAGACCCCUCCAAACUCUUCUUCACCAUCUAAUGAUUCUUCAUCGCUAAACUGCACGUCCCAGAAGUCACUGCCAGGUCAACAAAUACGGAAGCAGCCAGCAAAGGCAAAGAAAGCAUGUGCAAAGAAAACAAGAGGUGCAACAGAGGAAAUGGAGGAGGACUCAGAUGACAGCGAUGUUUCAUAUGUGGAAGAGGAGAUUGAGGAUGAAGAUGACUUUUGUGAGGAGGAGGAGGAAGAAGAGGAGGAGGGCGAUGAAGCAAAUGGAAACUUCCAAUGUAAUGUCUGCAACCUCCAGUUCACUACAAACUUUAAACUCCAAGAUCACAUGAACCUGCACACAGGAGCACGACCCUACUCCUGUGCUGAAUGUGGGAAACGUUUUUCCCAGAUCCGUAAUUAUCGAGAUCACCUUCGUGCACACGCCAGACACAAAGCCAAGCCCAGGUGUCGCAUUUGUCUAAAGCACUUUAUUAAUGAGGCUGAUUUAAAAUACCACCUGUCUAUGAAUCAUUUUGAAGAUACAUUUUAUGAAUGUGAUAGAUGCAAACGCGUCUUUACCAACAUGGAGUCUUGUCAACACCACAUAGAGUUUACAUGCAUGCGUAAAGUUAAGUGUGAGAAAUGUGGCCGCUUUUUUCCGAAAGAGAAACUACUUAGAAGGCAUCUGGAGAGUAAAACCUGCUAUAGUAAAUUGAAGUGUGCAGAUUGUCCAAAGAUUUUUACCAAGAAAAAUGCCCUGCUUAAGCACAGUUUCUCCCAUUUGGGCCUAUUGCCUUAUACUUGUGUUAGGUGCAGGUGUCACUUCCGGCUUGCAAGGCUGUACCUUCGCCAUCAGUGUAAGCCUCAAAGCAUUCACUGUGUGGCUUGUCUGAGAGAGUUCCUCAAUGAUCAGGACUUCCAGCAGCACAAAAAAGACACUGGUUGUUGGGGCAAUCAAGACCAUAAAGGGGAUGAAAUCCGGUGUUUGGAGUGUGGGCAGAGGUUUGACACUAAAGAUGAUCUUAAAAAACACGCUGGUGCUCACCAGAGAGUGCUGAAGUGUGCAGAGUGUGGGAAGGGCUUCAGAUCCGCCUUACUGUUGAUGUCUCACAUGGGCGGUCACGCUGGACAGUCUCCGUGUCUCUGCCAAAGCUGCGGACUGGGGUUUCCACACCAGCAGAGCUAUGACAGCCACCUGAAGACCUGUGGACAAACAUCUUCACUCACAAAAUCAUCAAAAAAGAAUCCAUCAACUAAAAAGCCAGAACAAACUUCAACCAGCACCAAUUCUUCAGAAGCAUCUAAAUUACCCAUAUCAGCUUUAAAAAAGGUGAUUACCACCUCAAAAUCACCAUCUUGCAGUAAAACAAACACAGAAUCAGUGGUGCCUGUACCAAGUUCAUCUGUUUCUACAGUGACCACGACCACGGCUCCAGAUAUCAUCACUGGUCCGUGUGCAACAGUUGGGGGACCAUCAAGCAGCUCUGCUUCUCCAAGUCUACAGACCAUAGGUCAAAACAACAAUCCAACUAAUCCAAUGCAAGUGGCACAAGAAGACCUUAAUGACCCCACUAAAGGAUGCUGGAAGCUCUCCCUUGACAAGCCCCCACCACCUGGAGUUAAUCUUCUCUUGUUUUUACCUGUUGGUCAAACUCAAAACAGCAACUUAUUGCUACCGUGCGCAGUUCCUCAGGUGGUGACUGUACCAGAGAUCCAGGUUCAAAGUGCUCUAACACUAAAUGGCAUUGUCGGGGGAACAUCAGUGAAUACUCUGUCGGGAGCUACUUGUAAACAGGAAACAAACCCUGCACCUCUGGAUUUGUCAAGUAAAACAGUUCCACAGAAGUCAACCCCAGAAAAUGCACUCACAGUUUCAAUAAAAACUGAGGCUGAGGAAGUAGAAGUGUCUACACCAAUAAAAAGCAGUGAGGAAAACCACAUGAUUGACCCAGAAAAACCACUCUUUCGACAUGAAAACAAUUCUUCAUCAAAUAAGAAAAGACCUGCUGAAACAUCUGCAGACGAAACACCAACAUCACCCCUGGGUAUUGAUGGCUUACCUAAGAAAAAAAUUAAAAUUGAAACGGAUUGUGAAGUUAAGACGGAAUAAUGAAGCUUGUCCAUCUUUUAUCAUUUUGGUUCUACUGGGUAUAUUUUGAUGCAGACAGUACAUUCCAACCAUGUUUGUUUCAAAAACUUUCCUUGAGAAUUAUGGGGCUGUGCUCAAACUGACUAUGCAAUCUACAAUGCAUGACAUUUAAACAUAUUUUUAACUCUUGAAUAUUAAUUUGGUUUAAUGCACUGGAUAUGUGCCAUUCUUUAUGUAGCACUAAUGCAAUGUUUUUUUCUGUGUUUGUAUUCUAAAGCAAAUAAUGGGUCUUUCAUACCUGUAUGCUGUACAGUGGAGAUUAGUGAAUAGGAUUUUUGAAUUGCAUUUAGUUUACUUAUUUAUCUGGCGGACAUUGGUAUGUGAUGACAUUUAAAUUAAAAAUGAACA